Ipomoea nil (Japanese morning glory) is the source of this 3146-nucleotide messenger RNA. RefSeq names its product protein argonaute 16. The transcript has 23 exons. The record is from RefSeq and is a predicted model, not a curated record. Gene Ontology annotation, cellular component: cytoplasm. Gene Ontology annotation, molecular function: protein binding; RNA binding. Bases 278 to 2959 code for a protein of 893 amino acids. Lineage: Eukaryota; Viridiplantae; Streptophyta; Magnoliopsida; Solanales; Convolvulaceae. Gene Ontology annotation, biological process: regulatory ncRNA-mediated post-transcriptional gene silencing.
AGUCUACAUAGUAGACUUGGGAUCAUUACAAUAGUCUAUACUCUAUAGACACCCUCUCAAGUCCCCUCUUCCCUCCAGUCCACGGAACACACUCCGCUCCAUUUCGGACUCCGAGCAUUCUCCAGCCGAGGUAGAGACGUGCGCUGCGGAGAGAGCGUCUGCAUUUAUUCGUGUCUUUUUUCUUAUCCGCGAUUUCUCCGUCCUUCAAAACCCUAACAAAGCGAAACAAUCGGCCUGCACCAAUCAUCGCAAAUAAGGUAGCAUUUCUGAUCAAAAGAUGGGAACAACUGAUCACGGUGAUGAAAGUGGUUCUGCGCCUUUGCUGGCCUCACCACCAAUUGUACAUUCAAAUACAGGGCCAGAACAAGUUGACCAACCUAAACGGUCUAUUAUGACAAGGCCUGGGUUUGGGACUUCUGGACGACGCAUCAAUUUGCUUGCAAACCAUUUUAAAGUUUCUCUGAAGUGCCCUGAUGAAAUAUUUUACCAGUAUAGUGUUACAAUUAGUUUUGAUGACAAGAGUGCUGUUAACAGCAGAGGAAUUGGGAGAAAAAUCAUGGAUAAACUUUAUCAGACAUAUUCUUCUGAAUUUUCUGGGAAGAGGUUUGCUUUUGAUGGAGAAAAAUGUUUGUAUGCAGUGGGACCCCUACCACAGAACAACAUGAAGUAUACUGUAGUUCUUGAAGAGUCUAUUGCUAAACAUGGAUGCCCUGAUGAGUCGGUUAAAAGGUUGAAGUGCUCUUUACAACCAAAAAUUUUCAUAGUGGAGAUCAGUUAUGCUGCUAAGAUACCUUUGAGGUCUGUAUGUCUUGCCCUUCAAGGAGCUGAUUCUGAACACGUUCAAGAUGCACUCAGGGUCCUUGACAUUAUACUGCGACAACAAGCAGCAAAUAGAGGGUGCCUUUUGGUUGGGCAAUCCUUCUUUCAUGAUGACUCAAGAAAUUUCACUGAAAUUGGAGGGGGUGUAAGUGGUUGUUGGGGAUUCCAUUCUAGCUUUCACCCAACUCAUGGUGGCUUGUCCCUCAAUAUGGAUGUCUCUACCACUCUGAUACUGACACCGGGACCUGUAGUUGAUUUUUUGCUUGCAAAUCAGGGUGUAAAGGAACGUCGGUAUAUUGACAUUGACUGGGCAAGAGCAAAAAAAAUGUUAAAAAAUAUGAGGGUUAAAGCUACGCAUAGCAACAGGGAAUUUAAAAUCACAGGCUUAAGUGAGCUGCCUUGCAAUAAGCAAUUUUUUUCAAUGAAAGUGAAAAAUGGUGGUGGUUCACAUGAUUGUGGGGAGGUGAUGGAGAUUACUGUUUCUGACUACUUCACUAAGCACCGUAAUAUAGAACUCACAUAUUCUGCAUUUAUGCCAUGCCUUGAUGUUGGAAAGCCAAAAAAGCCAAUCUACCUGCCAUUGGAGCUAUGCUCCUUGGUGUCUCUUCAAAGAUACACAAAGGCACUAUCUUCAUUGCAAAGAGCGUCUUUAGUUGAAAAAUCAAGGCAGAAGCCUAUCGCAAGAAUUCAAGUUGUAACUGAUGCAGUGAAAAACUAUUGCUAUGAUGAUGAUCCACUUCUCGCUGCUUGUGGAAUUUCAACUGAAAAGCAGCUUAUGCAAGUUGAGGGCCGGGUCCUUGAUGCACCAAAGUUAAAGGUUGGUAAUGGUGAAGAUUGCAUUCCUCGUAAUGGCAGGUGGAACUUCAACAAUAAGCAAGUUUUGAAACCUUCACGGAUUGAGCGCUGGGCAGUGGUCAACUUCUCUGCACGUUGUGAUACAAGUCAUCUUUCAAGGGAGCUGAUUAGCUGUGCAAGGAACAAAGGCAUUCAUAUGGAACGGCCACACACUCUUGUUGAGGAAGAUCCCCAGUAUCGACGAUCUGGUCCUAUAGUUCGGGUGGAAAAGAUGUUUGAACUGAUAAUGUCCAAGCUCCCUGCCCCUCCUCAGCUUCUUCUUUGUGUCUUGCCAGAGCGCAAAAAUUCAGAUAUAUAUGGACCUUGGAAGAAAAAAUGCUUGACAGAUGUUGGUAUUGUCACGCAAUGUGUUUCCCCAACAAAGAUUAAUGACCAUUACCUUACAAAUGUUCUUCUCAAAAUCAAUACUAAGCUUGGAGGGACCAAUUCGUUGUUGGCAAUAGAGCAAAUGCCCGCUAUACCUAUAGUUCAGGACACUCCAACGAUGAUUUUGGGCAUGGAUGUGUCUCAUGGAUCUCCCGGACAAUCAGAUGCUCCAUCCAUUGCUGCGGUGGUUGGAUCUCAAUAUUGGCCAUUGAUAUCAAAAUACAGGGCAGCUGUUAGAACUCAAUCUCCAAAGGUAGAAAUGAUAGAAUCUUUAUUCAAGCCUUUAGCAAAUGGCGAGGAUGAUGGUAUCAUGAGAGAGAUGCUUUUGGAAUUUUAUCAAACAAACAAUGGGCGUAAACCAGCCCACAUCAUUGUUUUCAGGGAUGGUGUUAGUGAAUCACAAUUUAGUCAAGUUCUAAACAUAGAGCUGGAUCAGAUGAUCAAGGCCUACCAGCAUCUAGGUGAGGUUAAAGUUCCCAAAUUUACUGUAAUUGUGGUCCAGAAGAAACACCACACAAGGGUAUUUCAAGCUGGUGCCCCAGAAAAUGUUCCGGCAGGUACAGUUGUCGACACAAAAGUAGUGCAUCCAAGAAGCUAUGACUUUUACAUGUGUGCUCAUGCAGGGGUGAUUGGGACUACUCGACCUGCCCAUUACCAUGUCUUGUGUGAUGAAAUUGGCUUCUCUCCUGAUGGCUUGCAAAACCUAGUCCAUUCACUAUCAUAUGUGUGUCAAAGGGGCUCUGCAGCCAUAUCAAUAGUUGCACCUGUCUAUUAUGCCCACUUAGCCGCCCGCCAGGUGGGACAGUUUGUCAAGUUUGAGGAUCCCUCCGAAACUUCUUCCGAACAGAAGAGCAUCACUACAGUCCCGGAGCUGCCCAGGUUGCACGAGGAGGUUGACAACUCCAUGUUCUUCUGCUGAAUUGACAAUAACAUUGUCUUUGUUGUUCUGUUGAUGAAAGCUGUAGAUACCCAAGCAAGAUUAUAGCAUCCGGAAGGGUAACAAAGUGUUUUUGCCCGGCAUGUAGUCAUAGGAAUUAGGAAAGUAAAUUUAAUGUGCUAUAUAGUAUGAGUAGAUAGAUUUAAGGUCUAACUUCUGACAAUCCAUU